UGCGAACUUCGUGCGCACAUGUGGAAAAAGUUCACCGAGUCCAAGCUCGCGGUCGGGCUCGUCUUCUUGAUCCUCUCGAGGACCGUCGACCGCGUCUACUACACGCGCAUCACGUACGAGUACAAUGAUUUUUUGUGGUAUUUUGCCAACAUCAUUUGCCCGAUCUCGUACAUUGUCACGUCGUGGCCCGUCGUGUGGUACAAGAUGUGGUUUACGGACGAAAUCACGCCCGAAAUGCGCGCGUUCCCGCACUACAAGUUCAUCAUCAUGGGUCUCUUUGACACGCUCUACAACCUCCUCUCGUCCUUUCCGACGCCGCACAUUGGCGGCAACCUCGCCAAUGCACUCAACCAGCUCAACCUGCCGUUCAACAUGGUGCUCUCGUUCAUCUUCCUCGCCACGCGCUACAAGAAGAUGCACAUCCUCGGCGCUGUCCUCGUCUUGUACGGCGCCCUCGUGUGCAUGAUCCCCGUCUUCCAAGGCCAAGCCGCGGCCAACAUGCCCGACCCGACCGCCGGCUGGAUCCUGCUCUACAUUGUGAGCCUCCUUCCGGCCGCGGGCUCCAACGUCUACAAGGAAAUUGGCUUGAAGGACGUCGAUUUGGACAUCUGGUACACGAACGCGUGGGUCAGCUUCUACCAAGUGGGCUGGGGGCUUCUCACGAUCUGGACGAUCCGCUUUGAUGCGUUCUGCGACCCGCCCGUGGAAUGGCAGGACUUUCCGCACUACGUGGGGCAGGCGCACGAGUGCUUCUUGGGCAACCCCGCCGAGUUUGGCGGCAAGACGAUCGCGUGCGACCAAGGCGUCUUUGGCACGUUCCUUCUCUACAUCUUCUUCAACGUCGUCUACAACCAGUUGAUGUUGUACAUCUUCAAGGAAGGCAGCAGCGUCCUCUUUGUCGUCUCGUCCGCGGUCUGCCUCCCGCUCACGGACAUUCUGUACAUGGUGCCGUUCCUCGCGGGGCCCCAAGCAACGCAGUCGUUUACGAUCUUUGACGGUUUUGCGCUCUUCAUCCUCAUCAUCGGCAUGCUCAUCUACCACUCGGAGAAGGAAGAGCGCGUCGACACGACCGACGGCAAGCUCCUCGCCAAGUCGCCCAUGUUCUCGUCGCCCAGCAUGCGCCAAGCACAAAUCAUGCGCGGCAAGCGCACCGGCACCUACCGCCAAAUCCCAGCCUUCAAGAAGAAGCUCGCGUCACCGCACCGGUCCAAACACAUGGGCAUCGCCAAAUUCGUGUCCGAGUCCAAGCUCGGCAUUGCGCUUCUCGUGCUCGUGCUCACGCGCUGCGUGGACCGCGUCUACAACACGCGCAUCACGUAUGAAUUUGUCCAAUUCCUGUGGUACUAUUCCAACAUUAUCAACCCGAUCGCAUUCCUCUUUUUCGCGUGGCCCGUCGUGUGGUACAAGCUGCGCUACACAAACGAUAUUUCGCCGGAAAUGAAGGCGUUCCCACACUACAAGUUUGCGAUCAUGGCCUUUCUCGACAUGUCGGCCAACCUCCUGUCGACUGUGCCGACGCCGCACAUUGGCGGGAACCUCAGCAACGUGCUUGGCCAAGUCAACCUUCCGUUCACGAUGAUCCUCUCGCACCUCUUCCUCAAGACGUCGUACAAGAAGGCGCACAUCAUGGGCGCCACCAUGGUGCUCUACGGCGCGCUCGUGUGUAUGAUUCCCAUCUUCCGCGGCGAAGUGGCUUUGAACUCGCCCGACCCGAGCGUCGGCUGGAUCCUCCUUUUCGUGUUUUCGUGCGUCCCCAACGCGGGUGCCAACGUGUACAAGGAAAUUGGUCUCAAGGACGUCGACCUUGACGUGUGGUACGCCAACGCGUGGGUCAGCACGUACCAGCUCCUCUGGGGCGUCGCGACCAUGUGGACGAUCCGCAUCCAAGCCUUCUCCAACCCGACGGUCGAGUGGGCGGACUUCCCGAGCUACGUGGAAGCCGCGCACAACUGCUUCUUUGGCAACGAGGUCACGUUCAACGGCGUCACGUCAACGUGUGACGGCAGCAUCUUUACCAUUUACGUCCAGUACAUCGUCUUCAACAUUGCCUUCAACAUGUUGAUGAUGUACAUCUUCAAGGAAGGCAGCAGCGUCCUCUUUGUCUUCUCGUCCGCGGUCUGCCUCCCGCUCACGGACCUUCUGUACAUGGUGCCGUUGCUCGCGGGGCCCCGUGCGUCGCAGACGUUUACGAUCUUUGAUGGGUUUGCACUCUUCAUCAUUGUCAUGGGCAUGCUCGUGUACCAUUCCGAGAAGGAAAUUCGCGGCACGGGCAACGACCGCGUCACCAAGUCGCCCAUGUAUGCGUCGCCGAGCGUCCAGAAGCUCAAGAGCAACCUCCAGCACAAGCGCGGGAUCAAGCAAACCAAGCAGCGGUCCUACUCGGGUGGCAACUACGGCGCGAUCGCGCAGGACGCUCAUGUCUAAGGUCCUUUGCGACCAAAGGAAUAUACCAUUCUGGUCACAUCCGCGCCAAACCAC
This is a messenger RNA of Saprolegnia diclina VS20, 2478 nucleotides long. RefSeq lists its product as hypothetical. The record is from RefSeq and is a predicted model, not a curated record. The transcript has 13 exons. NCBI's taxonomy places the organism in Eukaryota, Oomycota, Saprolegniomycetes, Saprolegniales, Saprolegniaceae. The coding region runs from base 19 to 2424 and encodes 801 amino acids.